Parastagonospora nodorum SN15 is the source of this 2413-nucleotide messenger RNA. RefSeq lists its product as hypothetical. Lineage: Eukaryota; Fungi; Ascomycota; Dothideomycetes; Pleosporales; Phaeosphaeriaceae. Gene Ontology annotation, cellular component: spliceosomal complex; Prp19 complex. The record is from RefSeq and is a predicted model, not a curated record. Gene Ontology annotation, biological process: mRNA splicing, via spliceosome. The transcript is spliced from 2 exons. The coding region runs from base 62 to 2413 and encodes 783 amino acids.
CGUCGUGCGGCAUCCGCUCAUUAACCCUAUCGUAUAGGCCGCUACCAUAGAAUCAGUCGCGAUGGUCGUAACCAAGGUGGGACAGUGGUCCAAUGUCGAGGACGAGGUGCUCAAGGCGGCCAUUUCCAAAUAUGGCCUCAACCAGUGGGCUCGUUGCGCCUCGCUGCUCGCGAAGAAGACGGCAAAGCAGUGUAAAGCGCGAUGGAACGAAUGGCUGGAUCCUUCGAUCAAGAAGACGGAGUGGUCGAGGGAGGACGACGAGAAGCUUCUCACCAUGGCCAAACUUUUACCUACGCAAUGGCGCACCAUUGCGCCCAUCGUUGGACGAACCGCGACACAAUGUCUGGAACGGUAUCAGAAGCUCCUGGACGAACAAGAGGCACGUGAAGCUGGCGACCUUGGACUGGCUGGUCCAGAGGGUGGAGAGUCGGCCGCCCCUUCCGCGGAAGAUGUCCGACGACUACGUCCCGGAGAGGUGGAUGCGUAUGCUGAGGCUCGUGCUGCCAGACCGGAUGCGAUCGACAUGGACGAAGAGGACAAGGAAAUGCUGUCAGAGGCGCGCGCACGUCUAGCAAACGUCAGCGGAAAGAAGGCAAAGAGGAAGGCUCGUGAGAGGCAAUUGGAGGAGUCGAGGAGAUUGGCUCUGCUGCAGAAGCGACGAGAACUCAAGGCUGCUGGUAUCAACAUCAAGAUCACUCCGAAGAAGGGCAAUCACAUCGACUACAACGCCGACGUACCACUCGAGAAGGAAGUGCCGUCGGGCUUCUUCGACACCACCGAGGAGCUCGACCACAAUGAGAAGCAACGAGAGUCUUUCGAUCCGCGCAAACAGCAACUGGCGAAUAAGCGCAAGAUGGAUCAGCAAGAGGAGGGAGGAGAUAGCAAGCGCAAGAAGAAGGACGAAAAGGCUGGAGGACUUGCGGCUUCAUAUGCGAAGGCUGCUCAGAUGCAGAAGAUCCGAGAGGCCGAACAGAGCAGCAAGCGCCGUGCCCUCGUACUUCCAACCCCGCAGGUCGGAGAAGCGGAGCUGGAAGAUAUUGUCAAGAUGGGCAUGACAGGAGAACGCGCAGUCACGGGCCUUGUGAGCGACAACAUUGCCACGCAAGGCUUGGUAGGGAACUACACGAAUAUCGUCGGCAACACACCGAUUCGCACACCUAUGGCGCCCAAAGAGGAGGACCUUAUCGCAAACGAGGUGCGGAAUGCUCGACUGCGAACAGAAACCCAGUCUGCUCUGCUUGGUGGAGACAACCCAGACUUGGUCGGCGACGAAGUACCCACAUCGUUAUCUGCACCAUCUUCGCGGCAUCAGAUCGUGACGCCGAACCCAUUGGCGACCCCUUUCCAGCAAGGCAACGGCGGCGCUGGUGCUACACCCAUGCGUCAAGGUCCUGGUGCCACCCCGAUGCGAACACCUCGAGACACUUUGCGCCUGAACGGAGAAGAUGGUGCAAUGCAGAUUGUUGGACAGACGCCGCGAGACAUUAGGUUACGGGAGAAUGCAAAGAAGCAAGAUCUCAAAGGCAGGUUGGCUUCGCUACCAAAGCCCAAAGAAACCAGCUGGGAGUUCGAGUUGCCAGAGGAGCAGGCAGACCAGAUGGAGGUGGAGAUUAGCGAGGAAGAUGCGGCAGAAAUUGAUCGAAGGAACCGAGAACGACAACUGGCCGCAGAGCGCGCCGCGUUUGGAAGACAAACCCAAGUUGUUCAAAGAUUUCUGCCAAGGCCAUCGAUGGUGGACAUCGACGUGUUGAUGAAGCGAGCACUGGAUAUCACGGACCCUGUGGAACGAGAGAUCGAAACCGAGAUGGCAAUGUUGGUGGCCAACGAUGUACAGAAGUUCGGCAACGGGAAGGUCACUGGAACGCUUAAGCCCGUCGAGAACAUGAGUGAUGAAGCUCUCCGAGCCGCUAAGAUGGAAAUGGCUCUCGAGCUCGCCAUGACUACAGAGAAAGACAAGAAAGCCUUCCACUCGGAUUUCAGCAGUGCAUGGUCAAACCUCCACGGCUCUGCCAUCCUCCCUGGUAUUGCAGGCUAUGAGGAGGAUGAAAUCGACGAGCAUCAGCUCAUGGUCGAAGCAUUCGACAACGCCCAGGAGAAGAUUAUCGAGUCGGCAGAGGCAGCCAACAAGAUCGAAAAGAGACUCAACACACAUCAUGCAGGAUACAUCAAGCGUGCUGCCCUUCUACGAACGAAGAUUGGCGAUGCAUUUGGUGCGCUUGAGAGGGCAAAGGUCGGACUGGACUCUGCGCGCACGAUGCAGUACUCUGAAGAGACAGCCAUUGCUCGCAGGCUGGAGAAACUGAGAGACGAGGUCAACUUCGUCAGCAAGAGGGAGAGGGAAACACAGGAGCUGUACAGGUCACGAAAGGACGAGUUGGACAGCUUGAAGGAGCCCGUCAACGGCGUACACUGA